CUUGCUUCAAGGUAUAUACACAACCCUCAAUACUUUGUGUAUGCCUCCAUUUCCAUAUACUUAAAAGUCUGUUAAAUGCGAGUGGUUUCCUUGUUAAUGAAGAAAUGGUUUGAACUCACAGUUCCAUAAAACAUAGCUUCUAAAGGGAAUCAAUAUCAUUUUUAACCAGGUUUCUCUUUAGUAUGUAUGACAGAGAAAUAUUUUGUUAGAACACUGUGUAUUUUUGUCUAGAAAAAUGUAGCCUGUCUAUUAUUCUUCACAUGGAUUUCUGUACAGUAUAUAUAUAUGUAUAUGCAUAAUUAAGGUUUCAUUUAAAUUCACGAAACAAUGUUUAUAUAUGGCAAACCGAGAAUAAAGAGCCAAUGGAGGGUGUUUCAAAAACAAAAAAAGUGUUUCAAAAAAAAAAAAAAAAAAAAAAGAGCCAAUGGAGGAAAAUGAGGCUUGUUCUUGGUCAACCUCCUCUUUUCUCUCUAACUAACUGACCUUUAGUUCUUGUUUUGCUAAAGAAUCUCCCGUUUUGUUGCCUAAUUUUGUUUUAUCUUCUUUUUUUCCAUCGUUCAGUAAUCUUAAUUAUGCUUUCUAUGAUGGAGGUGAUUCACAUGUGACAUUCCUUUACAAAAAUCCACCAUGACCUUCUCCUUCUUAUCCAAUAAGUCAUAAUUUGUAAUCAAACUUUGAUCCAUUGUUCAAUCUCUUUUCGAUCACUCUUUUUGCCUCUCACAAAGUUUUCAGUAUUUGCACUCAAGAAUGGCGAAAGACAACACUGGUCUUCAUCACCAAACAGAAGCAAGAAGAAAGAAACUAACUUUGGUUCUUGGUGUAAGCGGGCUAUGUAUUUUGUUUUACGUUUUAGGCGCAUGGCAAACCAGCAAUGUCCCUGCUUCUUACUCCAAAAUAGGAUGUGAGACUCAAUCAAAUCCUUCUUCUGAGUCAGCUGACUUAGAUUUCAAAAGCCAUAAUCAGUUUGAGUUCAAGGAAACAAACCUAACCAUCAAGAACUUGGAACCAUGUGACUUAUCCCUCAGUGAAUACACACCUUGCGAAGAUCGACAAAGAGGAAGAAGAUUCGAUAGGAACAUGAUGAAAUAUAGAGAAAGACACUGUCCUUCAAAAGAUGAGCUUCUCUAUUGUUUGAUUCCUCCUCCACCAAACUAUAAGAUUCCAUUCAAAUGGCCUCAAAGCAGAGACUACGCUUGGUAUGACAACAUCCCUCACAAGGAGCUCAGUGUUGAGAAGGCAGUCCAAAACUGGAUUCAAGUAGAAGGUGACCGGUUUAGAUUCCCUGGUGGAGGAACUAUGUUCCCCCGUGGAGCUGAUGCUUAUAUUGAUGACAUUGCUAGGCUCAUUCCCCUUACUGCUGGUGGAAUCAGAACUGCUAUUGACACUGGAUGUGGUGUUGCGAGUUUUGGUGCUUACCUCUUGAAGAGAGACAUUAUGGCUGUGUCUUUUGCACCAAGAGACACACAUGAGGCUCAGGUCCAGUUUGCUUUAGAACGUGGAGUUCCUGCCAUAAUCGGGAUCAUGGGAUCAAAAAGACUUCCUUAUCCAGCUAGAGCUUUUGAUCUUGCUCAUUGCUCUCGUUGUUUGAUCCCUUGGUUUAAAAAUGAGGGUUUGUACCUGAUGGAGGUUGACCGGGUUUUAAGACCGGGCGGUUACUGGAUCCUCUCCGGUCCACCUAUAAACUGGAAACAGUACUGGAGAGGUUGGGAAAGAACAGAGGAGGAUUUAAAGAAAGAACAAGAUUCAAUAGAGGAUGUAGCAAAGAGUCUUUGCUGGAAGAAAGUGACUGAGAAAGGCGAUUUAGCCAUUUGGAGAAAGCCCAUCAAUCACAUUGAGUGUAAGAAGCUCAAACAAAACAACAAGUCACCUCCACUGUGCACCUCGGACAACAACGCAGACUUCGCUUGGUACAAAGACUUGGAAUCUUGCAUAACGCCAUUACCAGAAACAAACAAUCCAGAGGAAUCUUCGGACGGUGCGCUCGAGGAUUGGCCAGACCGAGCAUUCGCGGUUCCUCCUAGGAUCAUUAGAGGAACGAUACAAGACAUCAACGCGGAGAAGUUCAGAGAAGACAAUGAGGUUUGGAAAGAGAGGAUAGCGUAUUACAAGAAGAUAGUCCCAGAGAUUUCACAUGGGAGGUUCAGGAACAUAAUGGACAUGAACGCUUACCUCGGUGGAUUCGCCGCGUCCAUGCUGAAAUACCCGUCAUGGGUCAUGAAUGUUGUUCCGGUCGAUGCAGAGAAACAAACGUUAGGUGUGAUAUACGAGCGUGGACUGAUUGGGACGUAUCAAGACUGGUGUGAAGGAUUCUCUACUUAUCCAAGAACUUAUGAUAUGAUUCACGCGGGAGGACUGUUUAGCUUAUACGAAAACAAGUGUGAUUUGACGUUGAUAUUGUUGGAGAUGGAUCGAAUACUGAGACCAGAAGGAACGGUUGUGAUGAGAGAUAAUGUGGAGACGUUGACGAAAGUAGAGAGGAUAGCCAAGGGAAUGAAGUGGAACACUCAGAUUGUAGAUCAUGAGAAAGGUCCGUACAAUCCUGAGAAGAUUCUUGUUGCUGUUAAAACUUAUUGGACUGGUCAGCCUUCUAACAACAACAACAACAACUAGUGUUCUCAACUCUCUUUGGUCGCUUGAAGUCCAUGUCCUCUCGUGUGUGUUUUUUUUACUAAAUUUCUGUUUCUACUUCUUUUCUAAACUCAUGUUUAAUGACGCAAUCAGGUGUAGUAACAAACAAUUUCAAGAAGACUUUGGACUUCACAUACUUUAUAUGUUAUUUUUAUUAGGAUAA
Brassica rapa (field mustard) is the source of this 2791-nucleotide messenger RNA. Its product is annotated as probable methyltransferase PMT17. Gene Ontology annotation, molecular function: methyltransferase activity. Gene Ontology annotation, cellular component: cytoplasm; trans-Golgi network; endosome. Lineage: Eukaryota; Viridiplantae; Streptophyta; Magnoliopsida; Brassicales; Brassicaceae. The record is from RefSeq and is a predicted model, not a curated record.